UAUAUUUUUCCUCUAUUCCUACCCCCUCAAAAUUCCAUAUUUCCAAUUUCAUUUUCCUAAAAAUAAUAUUUUCACACCUGUGCCAAUGCAGUAUAAUAAAUAAAUCGAGCUGCCGCUGUAUGCGAUGCUAGAUUCCCCAAUUUUGUUCCGCCGCAAUCGAGCCAUCUGAGAGGGGGUCAAAGCCUUCCGACUGCAAAAACAUCGAUUUUCCCAAGUCGGUUUUUGAAAUUAUUGUAGCUGGAUUGGAUUGGAGGGGGUUUGAAUUAGGGCAAACUUCUGAAUUAGGGUUUCGGCUUUCUCAAGUGUUGGGGCAGUUUUUUGCAAUUCACGUGAGUGAACUUCGGCAUUUCUUUCGUCUGUUGCUGGGCCCAAUCGAUAAUUCCCGCUGGUUAGCUUUUUUUUGGGCUCCCGGCUUGGGCUUCGUUAACAAUUAAGUUCGUUUUCGACAAGUUGUAGAGAUGCCCAAGAGUUCGAGACACAAAUCGCACAAACAGAGCAAACGCAGCUCAAGGGAUUAUUCCGACUCCGAAGAGGAUGUAGUGAAGAUGAAAGAGAAAAGUAGUAAAGAUGAUUCUGUUCGGGCUCAUCGGGAUUCAGCAUCUGGUGAGAAGAGAAAGGUUUCAUCCCAGCUGCGGGAAUGCAAGGACAGUAAAGAUCUGAGCAGUCAUGGGAAUGGCGAUGCCUUGGAGGAGUAUGUUUCAUCCAAACGGCGGAAGGAGAAAACUGAUGUUGCUAUUGGCGGAGAUCGUUGGAAUGGGGGUGGAGAUGAGAGAGUGGAUGGGGACAAGAAUGUGGAGAAGGAUAAUCAUAAAGGUGAGAACUUGAAAGUAGAUAGUAAAGGAAAGGAAAAUAGUGGCAAAGGCGAGAGCUUGAGAGUUGAUUCGAAGAGUAAGAGUAAACGUUAUGAGAGCGGAAAUGCUGGUGAGAGGAAAGAAGACAUUUUGGCCUCUUCACUAGUGGAUAGGGAGGAGAGUAAGAGCAAAGGGGAAUCAAAGCGGAAAUCUGAGAGGGAUUCUUCUGCUCGUAAAGAAGGGUUGCAGGACAAGGAUCGCAGGUUGGACAAGGAGAAAAGUGGUGGUCAGGAGAGCAAGAGUAGUGAUGCUGAGGUGAAAAUAGUGGAAUUGGAUAUUGGGAAAAAGCAAGGGCCUCUGCCUGGUGAUUUUAUUGAGGAGAGACAGGACACACGAGCUCGAGAAAAUACUGAACGUGUGUUACUGGAUGAGUUGCGGAGUCCUGACUUGGAGAAGGACAUCGAGAAAAAGAUACGCAGAAAAAGAGAAGGUUCUAGUGAAAGAGAGAAACAUUAUGAUGAUGCUAAAGAAGGUGGUGAGAGACGGUCAUCAUCAAAAGGUGAUCGUACCAAGGAUAUAAAAUAUAGAGAUGACAAGCACAAGGAUGGAGUGUAUACUGAUAAGUAUCAAGAUGAUGGCUACAAAGAUGACAGGCGGAGGGAUGAGAAGUACCAUGAAGAAGCUGAUAAGGAGUAUAAAUAUCACGAUGAUAAGUAUAGAGAAGAUGGUGAGAAGGAUUCUAGACGUAGAGAUGACAGACAUCGUGAAAGUGAUAGGGACAGUAGACGCAAGGAUGAAAAACAUCGCGAGGAUGGAGAGCGGGAUAGUAGGCGGAAGGACGAAAAGUAUCGUGAAGGCACUGAAAGAGAUGGCCAUCGGGAUGAUAAGUAUUAUGAGGAUGGUGAUAGAGACCGCCGACGUAAGGAUGAUCACUAUCACGAAGAUGAUGACAAGGAUAGUAGGCGUGGGGAUGAGAGGUAUAAUGAGGACGGUGAUAGAGAUGAUAGGCGCAGAGAAAAUACUUACAGGGAAGAUGUUGAUAAAGAUAUCAGGCACAAGGAAGAAAAAUAUCAAGAAGACACUGAAAGAGACUCCCGCCAUAAGGAUAGUAAGCAAGGGGAUGGAUAUGAUAGAGAUAAGAGAACAAGAGACAUUAAAUAUAGGGAUGAACGGACAACACGAGAUCGGUCUGGUGAUAAGUUGGACCUUAAGCGAUCGAGGGAUGAUAGCUCUGCUGGAGAUCAUUAUGUGAGAAAAUCAAGUGCAUAUGAUGAUAGUCCAACCCAUGAUGAUCGAGCAGCCAGGUACCGAGAUGAUCAAGGCAGGAGAAGAACUAACGAUAAAGAGGAUUAUAGCGAUAUUAAAUCUCGAGGUCCAAAGGAUCAAAGAUCAGAUGCUGAAAGGAAGAGUACAAGCAGUGCAAGAAUGGAUUUGGCUACUGAUAGAGUUCGGUCUGCUUCCAGAAAUGCUGAUUUGGAACUUACAUCUAGCCAUGGUAGACGGCGGAGUUCACCCCCAUCAAAUUCUCAUACACCUAGGGAUCACCACAGGACCCUGAGGCAAGAUGAUUCCAAAUAUAGAGAUUACAAUUAUGAAGAGAGAAUCCGACCUUCAACAAGAGAUCAUGCUGGUGCUGCUGGAGGGUCUGAGAAGACUUCAUCUCAAUCAGUUGAGAAGCUUGGUCAAAAGGAUGAUGGCCAUUUUGGAGAGCUUUCUGCUGAAAGGCGUCUCAAGUCUGAUAUUCGAUCUUCACCCUUGCAGCUAGCAGAUAAAUCUCCAACAUCAAGUAGUGACAGGAGACAGUUCAGCAGGCCUGAUGUCAGACGAAGUUUUGAUAUUGAAGAAUCAACACAGAGAAGUGGUGGUUCUCGAGAAUGGAAAGAGUACAAUGGUAAAGAUGUAAGGGGAACUCGAGAUGCCAUGGAAGUAUUUCCUGGAGAGGAUUUUUUACAAGGAGAUGCGGAUACUUUAUCUAUUUCUUCACCUUUCACAAGAACUGGCCAUUUUUCCAGCAGUUCUAAGUCAAUGUUACCACCUCCCCUCUUUAGGACAGGUGUAGAUAGUCCUUUGGGGUCAGGCCCAGGUGAUGAUGAUGGUAGAGGUAAGUCCAACAUGCGUCAUAGGAGGGUUGGUGAUCCCAACAUGAGUAACAUGGGUAGAAUUCAAGGAAGUCCUUGGAGAGGUGUUCCGAGCUGGCCUUCUCCUGUGGCAAAUGGUUUCUUGCCUUUCCCACAUGGUCCACCUCCUGUAGGUUUUCAUUCAGUUAUGCAGCCAUUUCCAGCCCCACCAAUGUUUGGAGUCAGGCCUUCGAUAGAGCUAAACCAUCCUGGUGCUUACCAUAUGUCUGAAGCUGAUAGGUUUUCUGGUCCUGGGCGUCCAAUGGGAUGGCGCAAUCAGGUGGAUGAUUCCUGCCAUCCAUUACAUGCCUGGGAUGCUAGUAAUGCCGUGUUUGGGGAUGAGUCUCACAUUUAUGGGAGAUCAGAUUGGGAUCAUUCAAGGAACUUACCUGGUACUCGAAGCUGGGAUGCCAGUGGAGAUUUUUGGAAGGGGCCCAAUAGAACUGGAAGCAUGGAGGUCCCAUCUACAGACAAAGAGAAUAACUCUGUUCGAAGUGGCGAUGAGGCUUUGGAAAGUCAAUCUACUCAGGCAGCUAUGAAUGAGCAAAACCAAGUUGAUCAGCAAGCAGAUAGCACCGAUGUUAGGCAGCAAAUAAAGAGCCCCAAAAAGAAUGAAAUUGAGGGUAGUCUGGAGGAUACUGGUGAUAUUGAUAAAAUGUUGAGAAAGGAUGAUAAAUCUAUGUCCCUGUACAAGAGGCAGAAAGAACAUUAUCAGGCUGAAGGUGCCGAGAAGACUUUGAGUGGUCCUGUUCCAAAUUCCAAUCAGGAGAAUAUGAAUGUGGUAGAUGAGAAAACUGAGAAACUGCCUCCAGCUGACGACAUGCAAGGUGUGGAGGAUGCUCUUCCAAUCUUUGAUAUUGAGAAUGAUCCCAAAAAUGGUAUGGACAAUGAUGGAGGUCAUGCAGAAACCAACAUACCUGGUGGCGAUAUAAGUGAAAAGAUGGAGGACCAUGUUUCUGUCUCAGAGCAUAUCAACUUGGAGGUGAAUUCAGUGCUUGAUCCAGGGCCGGAGGAGCAUGAUGUGGGGAUGCCUUCUGCUGAAGAUGUUGAAGGCUCGAGUGAUCCACUACCAUCACCAGAAACGAAAGAUUUGGCUGCAGAAUCUGGCAGUAACAAUGAGGAAGUGAAUUUGGUAGAUACUACUAAGUCUGAUCCAUUGCUUAAUUCUGAUAUGUUCUCAGAAGCAUCUGAGGCUAUGAUGCCAGAGUCUAUCGUGACUGGGUCAGUCAAUUUGAGUCGGAUACAUCAUUCUCCUGAAAGUACACAUUGA
Messenger RNA from Salvia hispanica, 4178 nucleotides. NCBI's taxonomy places the organism in Eukaryota, Viridiplantae, Streptophyta, Magnoliopsida, Lamiales, Lamiaceae. The record is from RefSeq and is a predicted model, not a curated record.